Molecule: messenger RNA, 6618 nt
Organism: Otolemur garnettii (small-eared galago)
Lineage: Eukaryota; Metazoa; Chordata; Mammalia; Primates; Galagidae
Gene: KDM3B
Product: lysine demethylase 3B
Exons: 23
Coding region: 96-5258 (1720 amino acids)
Biological process (GO): regulation of transcription by RNA polymerase II
Cellular component (GO): chromatin; histone deacetylase complex
Molecular function (GO): chromatin DNA binding; transcription coregulator activity; histone H3K9 demethylase activity
Source: RefSeq, a predicted model, not a curated record
CGCGGGGGGGGGGGGGGGAGGCCUUGCGGGCGGAUCGGGAGCUUGGCGGUGGAGGGAGACUGCGGGCGAGAGAGUGGGUCAGGCCGGCCCUGGCGAUGGCGGACGCGGCGGCCUCCCCGGUGGGCAAGCGGCUGCUGCUCCUGUUCGCGGACACUGCGGCCUCAGCCUCGGCUUCGGCCCCCGCGGCGGCGGCGGCGAGCGGAGAUCCGGGGCCUUCGCUGCGCACUCGAGCCUGGCGGGCCGGCACGGUGCGGGCCAUGAGCGGGGCGGUGCCCCAGGACCUAGCGAUCUUUGUGGAAUUUGAUGGCUGUAACUGGAAGCAACACUCCUGGGUUAAAGUUCACGCUGAAGAAGUUAUUGUGCUUUUGCUGGAAGGAUCUCUCGUAUGGGCACCCCGGAAAGACCCAGUCCUUCUUCAGGGCACUCGAGUCUCAAUUGCACAGUGGCCGGCCCUGACUUUCACUCCCCUGGUAGAUAAACUGGGUUUGGGUUCUGUGGUUCCAGUGGAAUAUCUUCUGGAUCGAGAGCUUCGGUUCUUAUCAGAUGCUAAUGGUUUACAUCUGUUCCAGGUACUUAACACUUGCUCUAAGAAUAAUCUAAAAUUACCUCCUUCUGCUUUUAAGAACAAUUAUGAAAUACAGCUUAGCCAGAAAUAUUCAAUAUUGACUGAUGUUUCCACUUCAGGUCCUUACAGCAUUCAAGGUCACAGGGUCAAAGUGUACCAGCCAGAAGGAGAAGAAGGAUGGCUCUAUGGUGUGGUUAGCCAUCAAGACACCAUCACCCGUCUUAUGGAGGUAUCUGUAACUGAGAGUGGUGAGAUCAAGUCAGUAGAUCCCAGACUAAUCCAUGUGAUGCUGGUGGAUAACACAACAUCUCAGAGCGAGGGGGGUACGAUAAAAGCAGUAAAAUCUUCCAAAGGAAAGAAGAAGAGAGAGAGCAUAGAGGGGAAAGAUGGCCGAAGGAGAAAAACUGCUUCAGACUCUGGGUGUGACCCUGCAUCAAAGAAAUUAAAAGGAGACAGGGGUGAAGUAGACAGUAAUGGGAGCGAUGGAGGUGAGGCAAGCCGAGGGCCCUGGAAAGGAGGGAAUGCCAGUGGAGAGCCAGGGCUGGACCAGAGACCCAAGCAGCCACCAUCUACAUUUGUCCCUCAGAUUAACCGCAACAUUCGCUUUGCCACUUACACCAAAGAAAACGGCAGGACUCUGGUGGUGCAGGAUGAGCCUGUAGGUGGGGACACACCUGUACCUUUUACUUCGUAUUCUGCAGCCACAGGUCAGACACCUUUGGCCCCAGAGAUGAGUGGAGCCGAAAACAAAGAGGCAGGAAAAACACUGGAACAAGUUGGCCAGGGCAUGCUGGCUCCAGCAGCUGUGGUCACUACUGCCAGCUCCACCCCAACUACAGUGAGGAUCUCAGACACUGGUCUUGCAGCAGGGACUGGGCUGGAAAAACAGAAAGGCAGCUGGUCCCAGGCCUCAGGAGAGAAUUCAAGAAAUUCUGUCCUGGCCGCUUCUGGAUUUGGAGCACCUCUCCCAAGUUCAUUGCAACCGCUGACUUUUGGAAGUGGAAGGAACCAGUCCAAUGGGGUUCUAGCCACAGAAAACAAACCUUUGGGCUUCUCUUUUGGUUGUAGUUCUGCACCAGAGUCUCAGAAAGACUCUGAUCUCUCCAAAAACUUGUUUUUUCAAUGCAUGUCUCAAACUUUACCCACCAGUAACUACUUCACUGCAGUUUCAGAGAGUUUGGCUGAUGAUUCCUCUAGUAGGGACUCAUUCAAACAAAGCCUUGAGAACCUAAGCUCAGGCCUGUGUAAAGGUAGAUCUACUCUUGGAACAGACAGUAAGCCAGGCUCUAAGGCUGGCAGCUCUGUGGACCGGAAAGUGCCUACAGAGUCCAUGCCCACUCUCACUCCAGCCUUCCCACGGAGCCUCCUAAAUGCCCGUACCCCAGAAAGUCAUGAAAAUCUAUUUUUACAGCCCCCCAAACUGUCCCGAGAAGAGCCUUCUAACCCUUUCCUGGCAUUUGUGGAGAAAGUUGAACAUAGCCCUUUCAGCAGCUUUGCAUCUCAGGCAUCAGGCAGCUCUUCCUCUGCUACCACCGUCACCUCCAAGGCAACACCUAGCUGGACCGAGUCUCACACUGCAGAUUCGGCAUCUUUAGCAAAGAAGAAAACCCUCUUCAUUACAACUGACUCCUCCAAGCUGGUGUCUGGUGUUCUGGGCUCAGCUCUUACCACCGGGUGCCCAAGCAUCUCUGCCAUGGGGAAUGGCCGCUCCAGCUCACCCACCAGCAGCCUCACUCAACCCAUAGAGAUGCCUACUCUCUCCUCUAGCCCCACAGAGGAGGGGCCAACUGUGGGGCCUGGGCAGCAGGACAAUCCCCUUCUCAAAACCUUUAGUAACGUCUUUGGCCGGCACUCAGGCGGUUUUCUGUCCUCUGCGGCAGAAUUUUCACAGGAGAACAAAGCUCCUUUUGAAGCUGUGAAAAGGUUCUCACUGGAUGAGCGAAGCUUGGCUUGUAGACAGGACUCAGACUCCAGCACCAACAGUGACCUGUCAGAUUUGAGCGACUCAGAGGAGCAGCUGCAGGCUAAGACUGGCCUGAAGGGGAUUCCAGAGCACCUGAUGGGGAAGCUGGGCCCCAAUGGGGAGCGCAGUGCUGAGCUGUUGCUGGGCAAAAGCAAAGGGAAGCAGGCCCCCAAGGGCCGACCUCGAACUGCCCCCCUGAAAGUUGGCCAAUCGGUGCUGAAAGAUGUCAGCAAAGUGAAGAAGCUGAAGCAGUCUGGAGAGCCCUUCCUGCAAGAUGGAUCAUGCAUCAAUGUGGCACCUCACCUGCACAAGUGUCGUGAGUGCCGCCUGGAACGGUAUCGAAAGUUUAAAGAACAGGAGCAAGAUGAUUCUACUGUAGCCUGCCGCUUCUUUCAUUUCCGGAGGUUGAUCUUUACUCGAAAGGGGGUACUCCGUGUGGAGGGGUUUCUGAGCCCCCAGCAAAGUGACCCUGAUGCCAUGAACCUGUGGAUUCCCUCUUCCUCCCUAGCAGAAGGGAUAGACCUAGAGACCUCAAAAUACAUCCUGGCCAAUGUUGGAGACCAGUUCUGCCAGCUUGUAAUGUCUGAGAAGGAGGCCAUGAUGAUGGUGGAGCCACACCUAAAAUCAUUCAUUUCUAUUUCAGAGACAGAGGAAAUAGGUGAUGAAGAGGUUUUCUCCUGGUUGAAGUGUGCAAAAGGACAGUCCCAUGAACCAGAGAAUCUCAUGCCUACACAGAUCAUCCCUGGCACAGCUCUUUACAAUAUUGGAGACAUGGUACAUGCUGCCCGGGGGAAGUGGGGAAUUAAAGCAAACUGCCCUUGUAUUAGUCGACAGAAUAAAUCUGUGUUGAGACCUGCUGUCACUAAUGGGAUGUCUCAGCUUCCUAGCAUAAACCCUAGUGCCUCUUCUGGAAAUGAAACUGCCUUCUCAGGUGGAGGAGGAACUGCAACAAUAACAACUCCAGGGCCCGACCAUGUUCCCAAAGCUGACAGCACUGACAUCAGAACUGAAGAGCCUCUGAAAGCAGACAGUUCAGCAUCAAAUAGCAAUAGUGAGCUAAAAGCCAUUAGGCCUCCUUGUCCUGAUACAGCCCAACCCUCCUCUGCCCUGCACUGGUUGGCUGAUUUAGCAACUCAGAAGGCUAAAGAAGAAACAAAAGAAGCAGGGUCCCUGAGGUCGGUGCUCAGUAAAGAGUCUCAUUCACCCUUUGGGCUGGACUCAUUCAACUCCACUGCAAAGAUCUCUCCAUUGACUCCAAAGCUUUUUAACAGUCUGUUACUGGGUCCCACUGCCUCCAACAACAAAACCGAAGGCUCUAGCCUUCGAGACCUCCUUCACUCCGGGCCUGGAAAGCUUCCUCAAACCCCCUUGGACACAGGCAUACCCUUCCCCCCGGUCUUCUCUGCAUCCUCAGCAGGAGUGAAGAGCAAGGCCAGCCUACCCAACUUUCUUGACCACAUUAUUGCCUCAGUGGUGGAAAACAAGAAAACCUCAGAUGCCUCAAAACGGGCCUGCAACUUGACUGAUACCCAAAAGGAAGUGAAGGAGAUGGUGAUGGGGUUAAACGUACUAGACCCCCAUACUUCUCACUCCUGGCUCUGUGAUGGGAGGCUUCUGUGUCUCCAUGACCCCAGCAACAAAAACAAUUGGAAGAUCUUCCGGGAGUGUUGGAAGCAAGGUCAGCCAGUGCUGGUUUCAGGGGUGCAUAAAAAGCUCAAGUCUGAACUCUGGAAGCCAGAAGCCUUUAGCCAGGAAUUUGGAGACCAGGAUGUGGAUUUGGUGAACUGCAGGAACUGUGCUAUAAUUUCUGAUGUGAAAGUUCGGGAUUUUUGGGAUGGUUUCGAGAUUAUAUGCAAGCGACUAAGGUCAGAAGAUGGGCAACCAAUGGUGCUCAAACUCAAGGACUGGCCUCCUGGGGAAGAUUUUCGAGACAUGAUGCCAACGAGGUUUGAAGAUCUAAUGGAGAACCUUCCUCUGCCAGAAUAUACCAAACGAGAUGGCAGGCUCAAUCUGGCUUCUAGGCUACCCAGCUACUUUGUAAGGCCUGAUCUGGGCCCCAAGAUGUACAACGCCUAUGGCUUGAUAACAGCAGAAGAUAGAAGAGUUGGCACAACAAAUCUUCACUUAGACGUGUCUGAUGCUGUUAAUGUGAUGGUGUAUGUUGGGAUCCCCAUCGGGGAGGGUGCUCAUGAUGAAGAGGUCCUCAAGACAAUUGAUGAGGGAGACGCUGAUGAGGUGACAAAGCAGAGGAUUCAUGAUGGAAAAGAGAAGCCAGGUGCUUUAUGGCACAUCUAUGCAGCCAAGGAUGCAGAGAAGAUCCGGGAGCUACUCCGGAAGGUUGGAGAAGAGCAAGGCCAAGAGAAUCCUCCUGAUCAUGACCCAAUUCAUGACCAAAGUUGGUACCUGGACCAGACCCUCCGUAAGCGACUCUAUGAGGAGUAUGGUGUGCAAGGCUGGGCCAUUGUGCAGUUCCUUGGUGAUGCUGUCUUCAUACCUGCUGGAGCCCCACACCAGGUUCACAAUCUAUACAGUUGCAUAAAAGUAGCAGAAGAUUUUGUAUCUCCAGAACAUGUAAAGCACUGUUUCCGCCUGACUCAGGAAUUCAGGCAUCUCUCUAACACUCAUACAAAUCAUGAGGAUAAACUGCAGGUGAAGAACAUCAUUUACCAUGCAGUGAAAGAUGCUGUUGGCACCCUCAAGGCUCAUGAAUCCAAAUUGGCAAGGUCUUAGGCAUGGAGAAAUUCCAAACUCUCCUGUGAAGCAGGUUUUUCACUCACAACACUUACAGGGAACAGCAGGGAUUUCUGCUGGAGCAGAGGCCCUUCACCUGGAGCCAGUGUGGUCAGUAUUACAAACUCUACAGCCACUCUUUUGUAUGCUGCCUCAACACCGAAGGUUGACACAGGAACGUCGCACUGUUCGCACACACAGUUUCAGACUCCAAGCCAAGGGUGUCACAUCCCCAUCCUGUGGCCUUUGGGGAAUCCGAAUUGCCUGAACAUCACUGGGCUUUCUUGCACGUUCUCCUGAAAUGAAAUUUUGUGGAAACCAGGAAUGUGGGCACACCUUUGUUUUCUUUUCCUUUUGUGCCUAGUUAAGUGGGAAUGUGUUUGAAGGUAGAGGGAAUCACAUAACUGGUACAGGUAGGGGGUAAUUGCUUAAACAUGCCUGGUGGAAUUCUAACAGUGUCUCUGCACGUGACCUCUGACAAGGCCCAUCCCAGAAGAUGGGGUGAAGCCGUUCACCCCAGAAGACGGGGUGAAGCCAUUCCCCACACUUUUUCCCAUAAACAGUGGAGUCAUAUAGGACCCAGGGAGAACCCACUGCUUUUCCCAGGAGGCUCCAGGAUUAGGAAACGUGUGUAUUUAGUGAAAAAUAGGUUUGUAGUGAAAUAGUUACUAUUUCAUGAAAGUAGAUAUUUUUAGAAUUUUUGAAAUACCACAGUUGUUUUCCUGGAUAUUGAGGAAAGGCACAUUACAUUUAGUCUUCCUUUCGAAAAAACUCUUUGAAGAAAUAUGAUUUUUAGAAAUCAGCUGCCCAUUAUAGCACAAAGUCAGCCAAAGCAGAACUUAAAAGAAUUGGCAUUUUAGAAUUCUUUUAGUUUCUCUCCCUCCCAUCUCAGUCAUAUCUUGAGGGAACAGUCAUCUGAGAAAGAAUCUGUCACGUCUGAGCUGUGGUGUGUUCUCUCCAUGUACACACUGGUGACUCCAGGAACCGUUUUCACCUAUUACCAGCGUUCCCUGGGGACUCCUCUCAUGUUUCUAAACAGGAAGGACAGUUUGAUUUCCAACAUGAGGUUUUUUGUUUUUUGUCCAGAAAUAUUUCCAGCAAAACUUUCCAACUCAGUGGAGUUUUAAGAAUUUAUUUGAAAAUGAUGGAACUCAUUGGCCCAUGGGUACAUUGGGAAAUGUAUCUCUUUCCAGCUGUACUGUAGUGCCCUGCAGGCUUGUUUAUAUGUUCACAGUUACUUUUUUUUUUUUUAAUAAAAGUCAUUUACUGUAGAAUACUUUUAAUUUCACUUCUUGUAUUUUAAUUUUGUUGAAGGGCUGAUUGGGAUUUCCAUGUUCUUAUUAAAAAUCUAACAAAUCUG